AUGUUGAAAUACGAGCUUCGCAAAGUCCUCCGCGGGGAAGUUCUGUCAAGUUCAAGCAUAAAGCUUGGACCUUUCUCAAAUGCAGCCAUUGUGAUCCUCCAUACAGGACAUGCAGAAGACACAUGCAUUCAUCUCCAAGCGGUUCGUGUCAGCAUCGCUCACAGGGUAACGAGCGAGCAGGUUGCAGUGGCCGGGAUGAACUCCAAGGACAUCGAGGCCGUGCAGACGCGUACACUGCUGUUUACACUCCCAGGCAGGGAGAGGGAUAAGUUUGAAGGCAAGAUUAGAGCUGUGGUUCAGUCUCUCAUUGAUAAUGGGAUUGAUGUUAAAGUUCAUCUUGACUGA
Messenger RNA from Linum trigynum, 345 nucleotides. NCBI's taxonomy places the organism in Eukaryota, Viridiplantae, Streptophyta, Magnoliopsida, Malpighiales, Linaceae. The record is from the annotation of a GenBank genome assembly.